UAAAAUCCGUGAAUGGAGGAAAGGUUUUGGGGUGGGAAAUGUGGGACCUGUGGUAAACUAAAGAGAAAGAGAGAGUAAGUGUUAGUAGAAAGAAAGAAAGAAGACUUCAACAUCACGACAGUGGGGAUAGUAAAAGACAGCUAGCAAUGAAGGAGGAGCCUCACCUACCAUUGCCCAUCCAUCACAUUCUCUUAUUUUCCAUUUAAACCUUCUCAACUCCACUCUUUCUCCUUUCAAAAAACCCACCUCUCUCUCUCUCUUUCUCUCUCUCUCUCUUCAUUUCAGUUUCACCUCAAAUUACCAAUUUCUAGUUUCAGGACUUCAAUUCUCAACUCAUACACUCUCUCUAUAUAUCUUACUCAAAUUCAACAAGAGAAAAUGGUUGGACCAAACUUCAUGGACGAGAUAGACUGUGGUAGCUUCUUUGACCACAUCGACGACCUGCUUGAUUUCUCCGUCAACGACGUUGAUGCCACCGCCGCUUCCUUGUCCACCGUCACCUCCGCCGCAAACUGUAACUCACUGGCGAGUAUUUGGCCGAAUGAGUCUGACUCGUUUCCUGCCUCUGACUCAGUGUUUUCUGGAAACAGUCCUGACCUCUCGGUGGAGCUCUCUGUUCCGUAUGAAGACAUUCUUCCAUUGGAAUGGCUGUCCACUUUUGUGGAGGACUCAUUUUCUGAAGGGAGUCUCACAAUGAAGAAAGUGGAGCAACCACCAUCAUCAUGUGUGACCACUAAGGAGGAUUCUGUGCAUAACCAAUUCCAGACAUCGAGUCCUGUUUCUGUCCUUGAAAGCAGCAGUUCAUCCUCUGGUGGAAAGACGACGACAGCAGCAGGGAUUUACAUCCCUGUGCCUUGUGGACGUGCACGCACCAAGCGUCCACGUCCUGCAACUUUCAACCCUCGUUCCGCCAUGCAGCUUAUUUCCCCUACUUCCUCUUUUGUUGGGGAGAAUGUGCAGGCUAAUGUUAUCUCUACCAAGACGGGGUCUUCGGAUUUUGACAAUUUUGCCGAGUCUCAAAUUGUGGCCAAGAAACCAAAGCUGCCUUCUGGAGAAUCUAAGAAGAAAAAGAAGAUCAAGAUGCCACUUCCUGCUGCUCCUUCUGACAGCGGCGAUCAGAAUGGUUCGCUACCUGUUAGGAAAUGCAUGCAUUGUGAAAUAACCAAGACACCACAAUGGAGGGCAGGUCCAUUGGGGCCGAAAACACUCUGCAAUGCUUGUGGCGUUCGCUACAAGUCAGGCCGGCUUUUCCCUGAAUACCGUCCUGCUGCCAGUCCAACUUUUUGUCCUUCAUUGCACUCCAAUUCUCACAAGAAGGUCAUUGAAAUGAGAACAAAGGAUAUCGAUAGCUCUGGUUUUGAAUCACAUUCAGCUGCCUCUCCUGAACUCAUUCCAAACACUAACAGCAUUCUCGCCAUGGAAUACAUUUGAAGCGAGACGAUCCUAGUCGUGGAGAUUUCUCGCCCGUCACCUUCUCUAGUGUCGCGUCUUAUGUUAUUUCUUAUUGAUAUUUUAUUUCCUUGGUCAUUGGUUUUUGUACAGGGUUGGAAUGGGGGAAUAGGAGCAUUAGAUGAUGAUGAAGAUCAUUUUUAGCAUUUAGAACAAGAUUUUAAUGAGAACAGAAGAAAAGAGGUUAGAAGAGUUAUGAAAGUCAAAAAGGGUAGAGUCUUAGGUCUAGUAGUUUUAGGUUACUUAGAUCUUUAGGAGUUGGUGUCUCAGUUGUCAUUUUCUUUUUCUUGGCAUUCCUUUUAUUUUUUCUCUCUUUUUAUAAUAUCCUUAUUCCUGGGAAUUCUUUUUGCAGUUUAUUUGUAGCCAAACAUUGAGUUGAGUAAAAGACUUCAAAACUUGCACUUGCUUUGUUUCA
Molecule: messenger RNA, 1864 nt
Organism: Lathyrus oleraceus (garden pea)
Lineage: Eukaryota; Viridiplantae; Streptophyta; Magnoliopsida; Fabales; Fabaceae
Product: GATA transcription factor 8
Exons: 4
Coding region: 379-1431 (350 amino acids)
Biological process (GO): positive regulation of DNA-templated transcription; cell differentiation
Cellular component (GO): nucleus
Molecular function (GO): zinc ion binding; sequence-specific DNA binding
Source: RefSeq, a predicted model, not a curated record